Aspergillus melleus is the source of this 2590-nucleotide messenger RNA. RefSeq lists its product as uncharacterized. The coding region runs from base 141 to 524 and encodes 127 amino acids. The record is from RefSeq and is a predicted model, not a curated record. The transcript is spliced from 2 exons. Lineage: Eukaryota; Fungi; Ascomycota; Eurotiomycetes; Eurotiales; Aspergillaceae.
GUGAAUUCUUUCAAUCCCCUGUCUUUCCCCUUCUCCCCCCUCCAUCACGAUGAACGCACCGCCACCUUCUACCAUGGAAUCACAUCUCAGCCGUAAUCUAGUUUUUAGUCUCGCCAGUCAUCUGAAGCGAAGGCCUCACAAUGGUUCUCAAUCCCUGCUCAGGAACUAUGCCCAAUCAGGCGGCACCGCAGGUCUCCAACAUGAUUGACGCCGUCGGAUUGGUGUCCCUUUUCCUCCCUCCAUCGGCCUGGAUAAUCGGAUUGUUCUCUUUUGGAACACGAACGUCUACUAUGCCUAUCCCGGCAGGUGAACAAUGGACGAUGCGAUGCGAUGGCCAGCUGGGCGCUGAUCGCGAUUGCUCGACAUCCAUCCAAUCUGAUCAUCCAGGUUUGACGGCGGGGAUGAUUGACACCAAGGCAACGCAACCCCUCGUCUCGCAAUCUAAGCCGUCUAUCCUAAGUGGAUUGGCCUCUUUCGGCCUAAUCCCUUCCUGUCUAGUCUGGUUCUCAUCAAUGUCGGCCUGAAAUGCUACGGACGUGAACGAACUGGUUCGUCCGCUUCGGUUGGAAGGGAACUAAGAGAGGGCUAAGAGCCGGGUUCGGCGCGUGCCAUGCCAUGCCAUGCCAUGUUCGUCUCCUCCUCCCCACUCCAUAAGCGCUGGGCGAGAUUCGGCUUAAGGCAAUCAAUUGCGACAAUCAAUCAUAUCCGUUGAUUCCAUCAAUACUGGCUGGACUAGUCGUGGUAAUGCGAUUGUUAUACCCAUGUCGUUCCGUGCCUAUGUCGGUGUCUGUGCAUGCUAUCGUCAUCUUGCCAUCUUGUCAUCUCGUCACUGUGGCUGUCGCCCGUUAGCGUUAGUUUCUUGAUUUCUGGUUUCUGAUUUCUAAUUCUCCCGCCUUAACUCCGUGCGCUGCGUUUCGUUGGUCGGAUUUCUGUCUCCAUGCGCUGCGCUGCGAUGCGAUGCAAAGGCAUAGGCACCGUUCGGAUCAACGCUGAUUGAUUAAUUGUUAGUGGGCGGUUUCUUUUCGAAUGAAUUCUACUCCAAUCAUGUCGCUUGACUUGCCUCGGGUGAGGACAAGAGCCAAGCCCCGAUAACAAUGCGCCAUGACGCGCUGAACCGAACCUUCUCCGUUGACCACGACCAACUUUACGGCUGUGCGGUCCAUCCAGCUGAGUCGAUGAACUAUUUGAAUCUAAGAGAUCCUUUGAACUAGCAUCCGGCUGAAAUUCAGAGCGACUCAACCAAUGAUAGGCCGUCGCCGUAACGCCGCGAUAGAAUGCAACUUCGGAGGGGCAAAAGAUCCAGCGAACCCCUCCGCGCCAGUUGCAAAUCCAUGCACAACGACCCAUAAUUGCCCCCACUUGGGUGUCCUGCUCUGCCCUGUCCUGCCCACAUGUUCGAUAGCCUCAGCUCGAGAUGAACGAAGUACAGCCAGACACAUGGGCGGGAAUGGGGCCGGAUGGAGCGGAUUAUUGAAUCUUAGAUUGUAGAUCGAUCGGUCUAGUGAUCAUCUCGCAGUGGGUUGACGCGCAAAUCCCGAGGGUUACAUGCGUUGAUUACAAGGCCAAAGUCUAUAGAGAAAGAUUGAAUAAUUGGGUUUGAGGACACCGAAGAGAUCCGAAGAAGAUCGAAACUACAGUCUGCCAUAAAUCAUGAAAUCGAAAAAUGAGAAGCCUUCGUCAGAUCAGGGUUCGUCAGAUCGCUUGAAAGAAAAAGAAAAGAAAGAUAGCUAGGGAAGAAGGGGAAAGACAAACGAAAGCCCCUGAUCCCCGAUCCCUGCACCUCGCAAAAACCAGUUCUUCUUUCACACUUUCACAUUUUCUUGCUUUGCUGUACCUUGCUGUGCAUAGUCUAUCAUACCUUCAUCCUACCUUACCAUCGACCAUCUGUUUUCUUUUCCCGCAAUGUUCCUUUCCUCCCCAGGCCUCAAAGACCCAAAGCUCAGAUAACUACAACCAAAAACCAAUUGCAGUUCCCACACCGAUAUUUCUCUCUCCUUCGCGCCCUGUCUACUGUCUGUCUACCCAUCUGUCAUGCCAUUUCAUCACAAUCACUUCGUAUCCCCGCUACCUACCUGCAUGGGCAAGACAGGGCAAAGAAAAAGCCCUAACACCCAGCGUGCGUGCGUGCAUCAUCACCACACUACCCAGUCACUGUGCGACACAAACAUUUGCAUCUCCGACUGACUUGUGAUGGGGAGUGAAUACAUACAGAAUACACUUCUGCAGGGUGGUGUACAUUAGGUAGUGUCGAGACGGUGGGUUGGGUUCGGUUGUGUUGGGAUUUGGACUGAGGGUAUGGUUACUUCUUCCUUCUUUUCUUUCUUUCUUGGUUUCCUUGGGUCUGUAGGUUGCAUCAAGGGAUCAUACCGUGGGAACCGUAGGAUAUGGUGAGGCUUGGUUAAAGACAAAGGAAUAUGCUUAAAUGUGACAACCAGACAGGGGGCCCGUGGCCUGUCUAGGAAGGAGGAUGUGGCUAAUUGGAUUUCGGUCUUUCUGUCUGAGUAUGUCCCUUUAUUUUGACUCUUAAUCCUAGUUUCUUCCUUUCUUUGUUCUUGUCUUUGCCCCCGUCUGGAGAAAUGACGAAGUGAAC